UAUAGAUAAAACGAAAAUUGACAAGACUGUGAACUUUCACUAUGGAAGAAAACAGAACAAGAGGUGUUUUUUUCGAUGGAAUGAAGCUUCCCGAAAUGAAGCCGUUGAAAGAAAACGUCGAAGGCCGAUUACACGCAAUUAAAAACUUGGAAGGCCGUCCCCAUGACGUAUUAAUUGCAGCUUUCCCUCGAUCAGGUACACAUUGGGUGUGGGAAAUUACAGUUAUGCUUUUGAAACAGCAAGAUGAAUACACAGAAAAGACGAAAGAAACAGCAUUUCUCGAAUUCGUAGACAAUUUAAUCGAGGUUGAAAAGAUGCCAUCACCGCGCAUUCUUAACACACACUUGCCGUUUAGAUGGCUUCCAAGUUCCCACAUAGAAAGCAAGAGGAAAAUGAUACAUGUAAUAAGAAAUCCAAAGGACAUGUUCGUGUCCUUUUUUCACUUUCAAAAGAACUUUGGAGUAGAACAUGACUGGAAUACGUUUUUUAACAAUUCGGUUAUUGGACAAGACAUGCCAUAUGGAGGCUGGCUUGAAUACGAGAAAGGCUUCAACAGAGACGAUGAAAAUAUUCACGUCAUUUAUUACGAGGAUUUAAAAUUAAAAGCAGUAGAAGAAAUUCGCUUGUUGGCGAACUUCUUGGAAGUUAAAUGCACAGAUACUCUGAUAGAAAAUAUUGCUCAGAAAUGUGGAUUCGAUAAUUUGAAAAAAGCUCAUUACACUGUCAAAAAAACAGAAUCUAAAGUGGGUCACUACAGAAAAGGCAAGUUUAUAGUCCUUUAUCAAAAGAAUGUUUAAAAUAUUUGUUUGAUC
Molecule: messenger RNA, 812 nt
Organism: Saccostrea cuccullata (small rock oyster)
Lineage: Eukaryota; Metazoa; Mollusca; Bivalvia; Ostreida; Ostreidae
Product: sulfotransferase 1C4-like
Exons: 4
Coding region: 42-797 (251 amino acids)
Biological process (GO): sulfation
Cellular component (GO): cytoplasm
Molecular function (GO): sulfotransferase activity
Source: RefSeq, a predicted model, not a curated record